Molecule: messenger RNA, 2649 nt
Organism: Oryzias latipes (Japanese medaka)
Lineage: Eukaryota; Metazoa; Chordata; Actinopteri; Beloniformes; Adrianichthyidae
Gene: acd
Product: ACD shelterin complex subunit and telomerase recruitment factor
Biological process (GO): telomere maintenance via telomerase; protein localization to chromosome, telomeric region; telomere capping
Cellular component (GO): telomerase holoenzyme complex; chromosome, telomeric region; shelterin complex
Molecular function (GO): telomeric repeat DNA binding
Source: RefSeq, a predicted model, not a curated record
ACUUCCGGUGGACCAAUUGAGAAACAGGAAGUAUCACUCUGCGCAGCUGUGUUCCAGCCGGAAGUGGACGGUAGGCGCAUAGUUUGAACCACAGAUAUGCUUCAUCAAUAUGGUCCCAGUAGGCUCACGCCGUGGAUAGAGAGUCUGAUCCUGAGCUACGGCGGCCCUGAGGAUGGUAGACGUGGCCGGCUGAAGGCUCACGUCAUCGGGCUGGAUCAGAUGACUCAGUCCCAGGCGCGCGGAUGCGAAGGCCCCACGGAGCUCCUGGUUCUGUCAGACGGGCUGAUCUGGAUUCCGGCCGUGCUCACCGCCUCGGCCUGGGAGAAUCUGCAGGAGCGGGAAGACCGGGAGUACUUUAACGGCAUGAUCAACUCCACGGUGCUCAUCCAGGACUACCGGCUGCAGUUUCACAUGGACACAGAACAGAAUAAAUGCUGGUUCUACCUAUCUGUGGGAGAGCUGGGCACCAUCGCAGCCGGUCCGGUUAAAGAGCUCACCCCCUGCUACACGAGCCUCUCCUCCGUCAGGAUGAAGAUCCGUGAAACCUGGCAGAGCCUUCUGGUUCAGGAGAACUUUCAUUGGAGCCAGUGUGAGUUGGAUCUGACCCAGCUGCUGGAGGCGUGGCAGGACGACUGCCUGCAGGAGGUUCUGGAUGACAUCAGGAAGAGGUUGACGGCAGCGGACAGCCCUCCUGGACGCCAUCAACCGUCGACUUCUGCUCACAGAGCAGCUGACACCUGGCUGAGGACGGGCUGGGACGUGGACCGGGUCAGAUACAAGGGGGAGGAGAGUUUCACGGUACCGGCGAGGUGCCUUCUCAUCCCUGAGGAGGACUCCCAGCAGGUGGAGGUGCCGGCGGGCACAGGAGGAGAGGCCCACCCUGCGACAGAAGCCGAUCCACCGCAGGCACCUGGUUGGGAUGCAGGUGAGAGCUCGCCUGUUCCAGAGGACAGUCUGCUGCACGAACUCAUUCUCUCAGACUCGGAUGACUUGUCUCUGUCCAACCCCUGGGACGUUUUCCCUCCUCUGGAUGUCAGAUCGUUAUCCUCCGAUUCAUCCAGGGAAAUGACCCCGACCCCGCCAGAGUGCGGCGCUGCAGCUGCAUCCCACCCUGACGCCGCUGCCAUGGUAACCAGCACACAACUCCCAGUCCACAGCUACCUUCCACCGUACCAGAAACAGCCGACCGCCCUCCCCUCUUCGUCCACCACCUCCACAAAUCCACCCCAACCUCCGAGCUCAGACGACACAGCCCAGCAGAAUCUUUUGGUUCUGACGCCAGCUGAUCAUAACUUCGACCAGGAAAACUACAGAAAGCCUAAGAGGAAGCGGUGUGAUGUCACAGCAGAACCCGGCGUGCCGGGGCAGGAAGAGCUGAGCGAGAGCCCCCCCUCCUGGCUCUUUGACUUGACAGGAACCUCCAGAACAGAAGAACCCGUCACUCCGAGCACAGAACCGGGCCCGAGAAAGAUCCUGAACACCCACGGUGAUGGAAAGCCGUUCACGUACACCUACAAGGUGUGCGGACAGAACCUCCAGGAUCUGAGCCGGUUCAGAGUGGCCGCCUCUCUCCUGCACUGGGCCGUGAAGUACCUCGUCACUCCGAGGCAGAAAGAUCCUCCGGCGCACGCCGUCUGACAGAAUCAGAACCACGAACUGCAGCAGGUUACAUCACCUCGUGUGCUGUGCUUUUCUUCUUUGUUGUUUAAAGGAGCUCCUGCAGGUCAAGUCAGAGUGGAACCGGACCGCUGACGACUGCGGUUACGUCCCGGCUUCUCUGGGUUGAAUAAUAAAGUCAACAUUUCUAAUCACAGUAGGUGUUCGUCACACCUGACUCAAGUUUAAAUCCACAGUGGGGGUCAUGAGCCACAUGACCCCCACUGUGGAUUUAAACCCACAGCAUCUCAUUUUCAUGGGAGACACUAUCACACAGCCACUGAGCUGCUGGGGAAAAAAUAAAAAAUCUGUAGGUUUGAAUAUAAAUGUUCCAGAAUAAAGUUGUGAAUUUAUGUUACAUAAAGUCACAAUAUUACAAGGAAAAACUUAUGUUUUUUGAAAAUUAAAUGUUAUUUUUGUAGCUUUCAAAAUGUUGCAGACAAUUCAGAGAAAUCAGAUGGACAUCAGUCGCUCAGCCUGCUUUACUUAUUUGUACAAAUUUAUCUUCAUGAAAUUACAACUUUAAUUUCAAAAAUCACGACUUUUUUCUUUUCAAAAUUACGGCUUUUUAAAUUUUAAACUUACUAUUUCAUUCACAUAGAAUUUUGUUCUCAUGAAUAUACGACUUACUUCUCAUAUAUUUAUGCAGUUUUUUUUUCCUUUAUGGUGGCUCUAAAACUCCACCAUAACAAUAAAACAAGACACUUUUUUUUUGUUUUUCUUCUAGGAUGAAAUAAAGUGGGUUGCAAUACUUUGUAUGUCCAGCAGGUGUCCUCAACGUCCCAGAUUAACUUUUUUAUUCAGUUUUUAAAAAGCAAAAGUUUAAAAAGCAACAACAUGAAAGUCAAAACGUUCAAAAUGACUUUAAGGAAAAGUAAAGUGAUGAAAGUAAGUGAGGAUGUCAACAGAAGAAAACAUUAAAAAUCAACAAAAGCAAAGAGGUGGCUCAAUGAGACUCGGAGCGGAUAAAACAUUAAUUUAACAACAGCAAAA